AUGCCGCUUCGGAGCGAUCCACGAGUCCGUGCCAUCGUGAACGACGUCGUCCCCUCUCGAGACGCCCAACGAGCCAGCCUUCACAAGUGUCUGGUCUUCCCCGAAGUACCACACAUCCCCGUUGUCUCCUUUGGCGUCAAGAAUUACGAGCAGCUGGGCAAAGUCUUCGGCGUGUGCAACUUACCGAACGGGCACAAAUGCGCCAAUCACAAGAAGCCCGCGAAGGUCCAGUUGUCGGACGCCGACAUGGAGCAAGUCCGCGUCAAAGUGGCUGAGCUCGACCCGCCUGCUCAGCUCGGCGGCCUGGUGUACUUUGGUGCGCAGACAACGUCUCAACGCGUUACAAGGUCAGCUGCGCGCGAUGGGCCAGCUACGCUAUCCACGAUGGUAGAUGCGUUCAUCUACAUCAAGGACGGCGACAUCCCCAUUACCAUCCCGCUCCUAUGCACAGUAGUGAGCGAUGACUUCCUCAAGGUGUACUUCCGGCAGCCGAUCACUAGCGAGCUGCUGGGAUUCCCACUGAAGGGCGGCAGCGAGAUCCCUUUCGAGCACUACGACACUCGAUUGGGACGCUUUGUGCCAUACCCGCCCGUUCACGAAGUGCGAUACUUCCCGCGUCGUGACGUCCUAGUGUACAGGCGGACCAACGUGCUCCAUUGCCCUGGAGUCGUGCAUCUCGCAGCCACCGGGCGUGUCCUCGGCGCUCGCCCUUUACCCUCUCUCCUAGACCACCUACUUGCCCAAGGGACCCAGUCUAGCCAGGCGUUGUCGCCGCCACCCUCGCCUGCAGGUUCCGAGCUGUCUCUCCCCAGCGACGGCUUGGAGAUCAAUUACUCUUCGCCAGGUCGAGUCCUUAGUUCGGCUCGCAUGUUCUCCCAGACGCCCAGCAGCCCGACGACCGAAGGAGGGAGCGUCUCAGUCGGGCGCAAGAGGAAGCGCGAAGAAGAAAGCGUCCCACCGCGUAAACGCUCUGCGAAGGGGAAGGAGCCCGCGCAGGCAAACGCGCAGGCAAACGCGCAGGGAGGCAACGCGCAGGGAGGCAACGUGCAGGGAGGAAACGUGCAGGGAGAAGGAGUGGCUGGAGGGUCGCGUAAGGUGACUUGGCUGAAGAUCGACGACGAGAUCAUGAUGCGCCUAACUUAG
Messenger RNA from Rhodofomes roseus, 1143 nucleotides. RefSeq lists its product as uncharacterized. The coding region runs from base 1 to 1143 and encodes 380 amino acids. NCBI's taxonomy places the organism in Eukaryota, Fungi, Basidiomycota, Agaricomycetes, Polyporales, Fomitopsidaceae. The record is from RefSeq and is a predicted model, not a curated record. The transcript is spliced from 3 exons.